AUGAUAUUCAACAGAGCUACGCUCCUUACCGUGUUUUCAGCUAUCUGCGCUACUGCGCGUGCCGGGUGCUCUUACGUGGACGGCAACUACUACUGUUCCGAGACGAAUGCCGUCGUCUACCAGGGCAUCGGCUACUCGGGCUCCUACUCUGACGUCACCAACAUCGACGAGUCCUCGUGUCAGUGCUCUUCUGAAACCAAGUCGUUUUCUGGCGCCAUGUCUCCUUUGGACGAGGAACUUUCUGUGCACUUCAGAGGUCCUCUGAAGCUGCUGCAGUUUGGUGUCUACUACCCAUCCUCGUCCUCUUCGAAAGUGAAGAGAGACGAGGACGACGAGGAGUGCCAGACCACUGUCCACGUCCACCACCGCCACAGAAGAGCCGUUGACUACGUUUCUGUCACCGCGACCGUGUACGUCGACCAGAACGGCAACACGAUUACCGGCACCACCAGUGCCUCCGCUGCCGAGACCAGUGUCGUCAGCAGCGCCAGCACUGCCUCCUCUGCAGCAGAAGCCGUGUCUACUCCCGACGGGGACGACGAGGCCGCUUCUGAAAGCACCUCCCAGGGCAGCUCCUCGAGCUCGUCCUCUUCCGCUUCCUCUGCGGCCACUUCCACCUCUUCCUCCUCCUCCUCGUCCUCCGGAUCCGGAUGGAGCAGAUCUUCCUACUUCACUCCAGGCUCCAACGACAAUGUCACCUUCCUCAACCACAAGGGUGGCUCUGGUUCGGGCACUUUCUCCUACUGCUUCGGUAACUCGAUCUCCUACUGCGCUGCGGACGGUGUGUCUGCCUCCUCUUCCAGCGUUGCUCUUGGUGACGUCACCGUCGACUCGAACGUUGAGUUCCUCAUCAUGUCUGGCGUGGACUGCGACGACACUUCUGCUGGCGACUGUGGCUACUACAGAUCCGGCAUCCCGGCCUACCACGGCUUCGCCGGUGCUACCAAAAUGUUUGUGUUUGAGUUCCAGAUGCCUACCGCCACCGACUCUGCCACCACGAACUACGACAUGCCAGCCAUCUGGCUGCUCAACGCCAAGAUCCCAAGGACCCUGCAGUACGGCAGCGCAGACUGCUCUUGCUGGUCUACUGGCUGCGGAGAGCUGGACCUGUUUGAGAUUCUUUCUUCGGGCUCUGACAAGCUGAUCUCCCAUCUCCACGACGGCCAGGGCGACAACGGCUCUGCCUAUGGCGGCGGAGGAUCGCAGGACUACUUCCAGAGACCUACCGACUCGACCAUGAAGGCUGCUGCCAUUUUCUACGACGGAGAGGUUCACAUUGUUGUUCUUGACGACAACGUCGACUUCAGCGACUCUCUCGACGCAGACACUGUGUCUGGGUGGAUGAACAUGGCUGGCUCUACUGCCAACAUUUGA
Messenger RNA from Ogataea haglerorum, 1374 nucleotides. RefSeq lists its product as uncharacterized. The record is from RefSeq and is a predicted model, not a curated record. Gene Ontology annotation, cellular component: fungal-type cell wall. NCBI's taxonomy places the organism in Eukaryota, Fungi, Ascomycota, Pichiomycetes, Pichiales, Pichiaceae. The transcript has a single exon. The coding region runs from base 1 to 1374 and encodes 457 amino acids.